AUUUCUUUGUCUUUUGAAAAGUUAAAAUGGGGAAUAAGUGCUGUUCCUGUGAUUCAUCAAGGAAACGCAAAUCAGGAUCUUCAUCUUAUACACAACAAACACCUCCACAUCUCGACAUAAAUCCGUCCGCAGUUGGUCAACAUCCCCAAAAUCUCACCACUCGAAAAAUCGUCGUGGCCCUUUACAAUUAUGAAGCCAGAGAUUCACAAGAUAUCUCCUUCUACAAGGGAGAUCGUAUGGAAGUCCAAAAUAACUCCGAUCCCGACUGGUUGUUUGUUCAACAUUUAAACACCGGCCGCCAAGGUUACAUUCCUGGUGUUUUGGUAGCGAUCGAACUCAGUGUUGAAAGUGAAGAUUGGUUUUUCGAGAACAUUUCUCGUAUAGAGGCUGAAAAGUUGCUCUUGGGUGACACCUCUCAGUCCAGAGGUAUUUUUCUCAUCCGCACCUCCGAGCACAUUCCCGAUGGGUAUGCUUUGUCGGUGAAAAACUGGGACAUGGACAAUGGGUAUUCGGUGAAACAUUACAGAAUUAAAAGAAUGGAUACUGGAGAAUAUUUUAUUUCAUUUCAUCAGGGAAGGAAAAAAGCUUUUAAUUCGUUAGCAGAACUAAUUGUUGCCUACAGCGAAAUGAAUCUUCCUAAUUUGUGCUACACGCUAACAAAACCCUGUAGGAAACCUGAACCUACUAUGAAAGACUUAGCAUAUGGUUACAAGGAUAAAUGGGAAAUUCCUAGGGAUGAAAUUGAAUUAGUGAAAAGUAUUGGUGAAGGUAACUUUGGAGAAGUCUGGUACGGAAAAUGCAGGAACCGAUUCGAAGUUGCAGUGAAAACGCUGAGAAAAACCGACACCAAGUCUAGAGAAGAGUUUCUUCAAGAAGGUGCUAUCAUGAAAAAAGUCCAGCACAGAAGACUGGUCCGACUCUACGGAAUCUGUUCAAAAGGCGAACCCAUCUACAUCAUAACAGAAUACAUGGCGAACGGUAGUUUGCUGGACUACCUGAAAAAAGACCAAGGACACACCUUGAAAUUCGAGGAUUUAAUUUACAUUGCUAGUCAAGUUGCUAGCGGAAUGGCUCAUUUGGAAUCCUUAAAUUUGAUACAUAGAGAUCUGGCCGCAAGGAAUGUGUUGGUGGGCGACAACAAAAAUAUAAAAAUUUGCGAUUUUGGCCUGUCCAGGAUAAUCGACGACGAAAUUUACACCGCCCGAGGGGGCCAAUUUCCAUUAAAAUGGACAGCCCCAGAGGCAUUGAGUGAAAAUACUUUUUCCACAAAGUCGGACGUGUGGUCUUACGGGAUACUUCUUAUGGAACUUUUCACGUUUGGAAAACCACCUUAUGAAGGUUUAGCACCUAUUGUGAUAUACCAUUGGGUUGUGCAAGAACGACGUAUAAUGGCACAACCGUCGGAUCUGCCAGAUGAAAUUUACCUGAUAAUGAAAUCAUGUUGGUUAUUCGAGCCAGAAAAGAGGCCGUGGUUUCAUCAGCUGGAAGAAUACUUUGAAACAAUGAAAAUCAUCUAUAGGCGCACUGAAACUAGCUCAACAAUAGAGAUUAUGCAUAACUUACCCAGUUCUUACGAGGACCACGAAUUGAAAAAUUAAUAAAUAAAAUAUAAAUUUGGGUGCAAGGAACAUCCUUCUCGACGACUACAACUCAAUAAAAAUCUGCGACUUCGGCCUGUCGAGAUUUGUAAAAACUGGCGAAGUUUAUACAGCCAUCACGUUAGAUUUGAAAUUUCCCGUCAAAUGGACUGCACCUGAAGCUCUCAAUUACCCAAACAUAUUUUCCCAUAAAUCAGAUGUAUGGUCUUAUGGUGUAUUUCUUAUGGAAUUAUUCACUUUUGGUCAAAUUCCUUACGAAGAAAUUCCAAUUUCUGAAGUGCCUGGAUUAAUUUCAAGUGGUUAUAGAAUGCCAAAACCCGAGGACCUGCCGACAGAAAUUUACAAAAUGAUAGAAAAAUGUUGGCACGAGCAACCGAACAAACGACCGCCGUUCAAAGAUCUGGAAUACUAUUUCGAAAGCAUCGAUGUUAAAUACAGCGACAAGUCGCAAAAUAGUCAAAAUUUGGUGUUGAUACGGAAUGGGCCUCACUGUUAUGAGGAUCACAAUUUGAAAAUAAAAUAAUUAAGUAAUAUAAAAUAACAAACAAAUAGAUUUUUAUUGUCUUAA
Messenger RNA from Ceutorhynchus assimilis (cabbage seed weevil), 2166 nucleotides. Lineage: Eukaryota; Metazoa; Arthropoda; Insecta; Coleoptera; Curculionidae. The record is from the annotation of a GenBank genome assembly.